GCACAGAGUCUACAGACCCAAAGAAAAGCUUUGUUUAGUUACAUAAUAGAUGCCGAAUGCUCAUACACUAACUAUAAGUUGCAACUCCCAUCCAUUCCCGAAGUAUACCUGGACCACAUAUCCAAGAUACCUGCAUGGCAGAUAGCAUUACGUAUGCUAUUGAAUCACCCUAUUCAUUCUUAUAAGUUAAAAGUGAUAAGCUAAACGUCAUGAUGGAAGCACUGAGCGAUGCGUUCGGGUUUUUAUCUGUGCCAGAAGCUAACGGACAUCACCAACCCGUAGUGCCGGUUUCCAUGAUACACUUAUUCUUAUCCAUGAUCCCACUUUUUUGCUAUUGUGGGGUUUCAUACGCACUUGAUUUGCACCUUAUUGGCGACAUUUGUAUCUCAUCUAUACGCACAUUCGUUCAGAUGAUCGCAGUGGGCUACGUUCUGGUGCCUAUAUUCGGAUGGGGUAAGACGCAUUUUAGUGUGGUGUUAUUGUAUCUGACCUUGAUGAUACUAUUGGCAGCAUAUGAGGCGUCCUCUCGGCCCAAGUUUUGGUUUGUGGGCCAGUUCUGGGCUAUUUUGGGGGCUAUGGUAGUUAAUGUCAGCGUCCUCGCAUCCUUUGCGUUUGGGAUUAUCAUACAACCACGCCCGGUCUACGAUCCACAGUAUGUGAUUCCUAUCUCUGGAAUGCUGUUGGGCAACUGCAUCACUAGCAUCUCUCUUGCACUCAAUUCGCUCAGUGCAAACCUGGUCGAAAAGGCACCCGAAAUAGAACUGUAUCUGAGCUUCGGUGCCACGAAGCACGAAGCAACCAUGCGUCUAUUGCGUGAUGCUAUACGGACAGGUAUCAUGCCCACACUCAACUCUAUGGCUGUGAUUGGGUUGAUAUCCAUUCCCGGUAUGAUGACUGGCCAAGUCCUGGGGGGAACACCACCGGAGGAGGCUGCCAAGUAUCAGAUUCUUAUCAUGUACCUGAUUGCAGCGUGCUGUUUCGGCACUGUGUUAACUGUGCUGUAUGUAUGCUUACGUGUGGGUUUUGACGCUAAUCAUGCACUGUCCAAGAACAUCUUUGGCAGGAAGGAUGACGGUCAAAAGGGGUGGUUGAGCAAGGCCUUCUUGUGUAUCACGGCGGCGUUGAGCUGUGCAUGCAGAGGUUCGAAGAGCAAGAAUGGCUAUGAAGAAAUUGCUACAAAGGAUGGUAGUAAAGACGGAGAAACGAAUGGCGCUCGCGGAUACAGUGAUGAGGAGAAGAGCCCGGAUCAGUUAAUUGCGGACUACAAGGCCAGACAAAACACAAUCUUCGUACGUUUGUUGAAUGGGAAUUCGCACGAACACGGAAGCACCUGCUUGGAGUUGAAGCAUAUUGCACGUAGUGUGCCUAUCACCACCACGAUAAAGGGAUUCCACCAAAGUCGUAGCGUAAGCGAUCAGCUCACGAGGCGUAUACUGUUUGACAAUAUGUGUGUUACGCUGAAACAUGGCGAGAUUGCAACCGUCAUGGGUCCCUCCGGCGCCGGCAAGUCUCAGUUAUUACAGCUGGUAGCAGGUUUGGUCCCGCACGAUGCCGGGCAGCUGACCUUGAACGGUAAGUGCAGGUCACACUUUGAGGACAUGCCUCACUGGAGACAGCAGGUGCGCUAUGUCACGCAGUACAAAAUCGGUAUACCUGGUACACCAAGAAUGUUUAUACGGGAGGUGGUGGGAUUUACAGUCAACGCUAGGUCUUCUAAGAUUCUUGAUCUAAAGAAUCAAGCACAAGAAUAUGUUUCUCCAGGAUACGAAGAAAUGGCGACUACAACUGCUGAGCUGCUGUUGGAGUGGGGUAUGGAACCUGAUAGUCUAGAUAAAGAAUGGACCCAGCUUUCUGGAGGUGAAGCUCAGCGUGUGAUUGUUGCCCUUUCUAUAGCGUCACGCCCACAAGUAUUGUUAUUGGACGAGAGCACGAGUGCCUUAGAUCACCACACCAAAGUCUUAGUAGAAAAGAGUGUUAGGAAGUACGUCAGUGAGCAGAAAAUGACUGCUCUGUGGAUAACGCACGAUAAAGACCAAGCAACGCGCAUGGGCUUGGAAUGAGCGAACCUGAGGAUGUGGAUAUACCGCCAAGAUAUUUAUCGAGAUUAUUUAGAAUCCCACCCCCUUAAGAGGUUUUUUGGAAGUAGAGGAGCGCUUUUGAAGAAAUGGAAAGCGCUAGAGAAUACUGUCAGCCGAACAUGUGAAGUCUUAUCACAUAUCGUAGGGAAACAAUCAACGCUCUCCGGAAUGGAGUGAUUAGUGGCAAAGUAAAGACCGUUCUGACUGUCGUAGUUUGCUGUCAGCUUCAGUAUGCAGGGACGGAAGACGCCCGCGUGAGAGUACGCUCAUGAAAGAAAUAGAUAGGCUCGCGCAUGUACAUGAAGUUCUACAUUACAAUCAUAAGUGCGAAGUUAUCUAGAAGACUCACCCGUCAUUUUGAAGGUCACGAAUAACCUCGAUAUAUAUAUUAAAACCUUUUGUGUGGUGAUAGUAGCAGAUUAAGCUUCCCACGAUGCAAUUAGUGAGGCUUUAGUCAUAUCUGUUUAGAUUGAACCGCUCGUCAUGAAACAGCAACGGUCUUCGAUUUUAUUCAAAUUGUAAAUGCAGACCAGAACAAAUUUGGAACACUGUAAAAGCCGAGAGUAUCUAACGGGUGUGGAUUGUCGUAUGCAACCUUUAUUAGAACGGAACUACUCAACCAGAGUACAGGAUAAAGUGGUGCCGAUGGGUAAAUGUUCAGCAUAUGUGUGUCGCCUUUGAAAGUGGCUUGUUUCUAAUUGCGAUACAGUGGAUUGACUUCGAAAUAACCUAUUAGCUCUCGACGCCACACCCAUCUCCGACAACAAAAUGUCUUCGUCGACCACUCGAUUGUCUCCAUUGUGACGACCUUCAAUGACAGACCGAAGAGACGGUAAAGUUUUCAGACUGAACCUCCUUUUCUUUUCUGGCACGGAAGUCAUUUGCGCUAAUGCAAAUAAGGAAUCCAAAGAUUCAGAUUCUGGUCGAAGGCACGUAUAUGACUUAACAGAAGCGGUGUUGUAAUUAUCAUACACGGGGGGCUGUUCGACUGAGAUUGCAAAUGUGAAGCAAUUCUGAAUCUCAACUGGGCUGUUGUAUUCAUUGAGGUCUCUUGGGAGAUUACCUUGUAGUGUAAAUGGCACCGAGAGAUGCACUUUUUUGCCGCCUCGUAUUUGGAUGGUAGUAUCUAAUGAGUAGCUAACUGAAAUUGAUUUCAAUGUUUCGGUACAUUCAGCAGUAGUGCUCGGUACUAACAAGGUGGAAUAGGUUCUUCCGUCACUAUCUUUCAUCUUCUGCACAGCAACUUGUUUGCCUUGUCCUUCCGGUGCGUGGGGAGUGCAACUGAACAUACGGAUACAUGUAGAUCCUGCUGUUGACCCAAUUUUCGACCAGUUCUUUUUGCCAGACAAGUGCCGUAAUUCCGAGUGAUCCAUCGUGGUCUGACAAAGUUCUUUGUAAUCACCUUCAACGCCGCUAUAAUAUAAUACGUGUUGAGUAAUGCAUGUUUUGACGCUUUUGACGACCGCGCCGUUCCUGUGCAUAGCUAAUCGCACAUCAAUCGGUUCACCAUCCCGAUACACAUCGCGGGAGAGACUAACCUCUGCACGAAAGGUCGGGUUACCUCUCUUUACCUCAACUUCCUGCUGAACUCUUGGACCUAUAGUCGUUUGCGCAUAGUACAAAGCCGACAUGGUGAAGCGAAGAAACGUCACCGGGGUCCAGUCAGAUUCUACAAGUCUUGCGUCCCACUUGAUGGAGUAGAGUGCGUGGUCGCUACUUAGUGCAACAUCAUCCGGCAAGCCAAAUGUGAAUGGAAUCUGCGUUUGUCCCUUCAUGAUGGGAUAAUCUCGCCCGAUUAUCUUUGUAUUGCUGUAUAGAGUCUGACUGGAAGUAUCCUCACCACCGCCAUUCCACCUGACGCGGCAAACAAUAGCUACGUGCAAUACACUUAGAGUCGUUGCCUCAGAAGUCCUUAUAUCAAUGUAGCCUGAUAGUUGAUCACCAGUGUAAUACAAAUCUUUUUCUAGAUGUAUCGAAUAUGACGCUUUGCUAUCCAGACUACAUUGCUGACAAUUCACAAGCCGACUUGUGUUUGUGUCGAUUGCACUUGUACCUGACAUUUUUGAAAGAAGCAAUUGAUGUUUAAUUGUGAAUACAAAG
Sphaeroforma arctica JP610 is the source of this 4178-nucleotide messenger RNA. RefSeq lists its product as hypothetical. Lineage: Eukaryota; Ichthyosporea; Ichthyophonida. The record is from RefSeq and is a predicted model, not a curated record. The transcript has a single exon. Gene Ontology annotation, molecular function: ATP hydrolysis activity; ATP binding. The coding region runs from base 210 to 2060 and encodes 616 amino acids.